This is a messenger RNA of Arabis nemorensis, 801 nucleotides long. Lineage: Eukaryota; Viridiplantae; Streptophyta; Magnoliopsida; Brassicales; Brassicaceae. The record is from the annotation of a GenBank genome assembly.
AUGGCUUCCUUCGUCGAAUCUGGUUGGCAGUACCUUGUAACACAUUUUAGCGACUUUCAACUGGCUUGCAUUGGGAGUUUUGUCCUCCAUGAAAGCGUGUUUUUCUUAUCUGGAUUCCCUUUCAUUUAUCUAGAAAGGGCUGGUUUUCUCAGCAAGUACAAAAUUCAGACAAAAAAUAACACACCUGCAGCCCAAGGAAAAUGUAUUACUCGACUCUUGCUUUAUCAUUUCUGCGUAAACUUGCCCCUGAUGAUGGCGUCCUAUCCUGUCUUCAGAGCAAUGGGAAUGCGAAGCAGUUUUCCUCUGCCGUCCUGGAAAGAAGUGGCUGCCCAGAUAUUAUUCUACUUCAUCAUUGAGGAUUUUGUAUUCUAUUGGGGCCAUCGGAUCUUGCACACAAAAUGGCUGUACAAGAACGUGCACAGUGUGCAUCAUGAAUAUGCCACACCAUUUGGUUUGACAUCAGAAUAUGCUCACCCCGCUGAGAUUCUAUUCCUCGGUUUUGCUACCAUAGUCGGUCCAGCUCUCACCGGCCCCCACUUGAUUACCCUCUGGUUAUGGAUGGUACUGAGAGUGCUUGAGACAGUUGAGGCACAUUGUGGUUAUCAUUUCCCAUGGAGCCUCUCAAAUUUUCUUCCUCUGUAUGGAGGUGCUGACUUCCAUGACUACCAUCACCGUCUCCUCUACACAAAGUCUGGCAACUACUCUUCAACUUUUGUCUACAUGGACUGGAUAUUUGGAACCGACAAGGGCUACAGAAGACUGAAGACCCUUAAAGAAAACAGUGACACGAAGCAAACAUGA